UGCUGUCUGCUGAUGCCGCUGUCAGCUUCGCAGUUUACUUCGAUCGUAAAACUUCGGGUAUUCAUUACCGCUGAGUUGCCGAGUGCUCAGGUGGUGAACGACGUGAUCGAGUGGAAGUAGGCGGACAAGUAAUGAAGUCCGACGAGCACGCCCCCAACUUGUCAAGCGAUCAGAUAUUGGCAUUCGAAGACGUGGAGCGAAUUCCAGAGAUUGUUGCGUCCAACGGCUUCCCAUCCGGCAAGAGUGAACCGCAGCGCCUUGAAUCGUCGUCUUGCGGAGGGUGCUCUUAGAUCCGGUAGGGAGGUAGGAAUCUCUCAUUUAUUGAGACACAAGAUCUGGAGGCUGCAAGGGUGUGCUUCUCUUUGUGGCUGGAUCCCGGCACUCGUUCCUGUAGUUCCAACUUGCUCGAUGGUAGCUCGCUCAUCUCCAGAGACUCCUGAUCUGAAGGUGACUGCGCCGCGAGAAGUCAAAAGGAAAUCGCGGUGCUGGCGUCCUUUGACUUGAUCAAAAUCAGCGGCUGACUUCUCUCACGGUGUUGCGCCUUGGUCAAAAUAGGUGGCUGACUUCUCGCAUUGCUGCCGGAUGGGGCGUCGUUUGACUUGGUCAAAAUCGGG
Zymoseptoria tritici IPO323 is the source of this 614-nucleotide messenger RNA. RefSeq lists its product as uncharacterized. The record is from RefSeq and is a predicted model, not a curated record. The coding region runs from base 132 to 290 and encodes 52 amino acids. NCBI's taxonomy places the organism in Eukaryota, Fungi, Ascomycota, Dothideomycetes, Mycosphaerellales, Mycosphaerellaceae. The transcript is spliced from 2 exons.